Messenger RNA from Polyodon spathula (Mississippi paddlefish), 3867 nucleotides. RefSeq names its product transmembrane protein 64-like. NCBI's taxonomy places the organism in Eukaryota, Metazoa, Chordata, Actinopteri, Acipenseriformes, Polyodontidae. The transcript has 4 exons. The record is from RefSeq and is a predicted model, not a curated record. The coding region runs from base 442 to 1515 and encodes 357 amino acids.
UGUGGGAUUCUGGGAGUACACAUUUUGCUCAGGCUGUGUCUCUGUACUGUAAUACUAAUAGCCAAACAAAAGAAUGACAGACUAGUUUUGAUUUGUACCAUGACUACAGCAAGGGGUAAAAAGGCGUCACAUCAGUUAUCUGAGAAGACUGAAUAUUGCAACAUAUCGGUGUGCUGACAAAUACAGAAACUACGCAGAUUGAACAACGUACUUUGAGCAUUAAAAAAAGCCAUGAACUUGCAGGGGUUGGACUGAUUUGCCACAUCAACAGCUGCUGUACAUGUGCAGCGUGAGCGUUUUUCUCUGCAGUUAUAUUUAUGUUAGGCAUUUAGUGUGCUUAAAUGCAAAGUAACAUUUUACCUGCAUAGUAAAAGCAAAUGCAUAACAAGUCUUGGACUUGGUAUCAGAAGGUCAGCCAUUCUGAGAAAGCGAUACCAUUUAAUGAUGUGGAGCACGGCGGGAGGAGCAACUUUGCAGUUUUUUGUUAAAGCCCUGAAACAUACAGCAUCGAAAAGUCACCUACAACUGAACCGAUGGUUACAGCGAGCAGCCCCAGAUUCCACGGGCAGCGCUGAAAUGGAUAUUGUGAUCUGCAACACUUAUGAGGAAAGGAACGCGGCCAAUAGUAAUGGUAGUUCUGUAAAAUCUGAAUCAGAAAUGCAGAACGAAGCUAACGAAGCCGGGGUUUCCUUUAUAGGAGAGAACAGGUAUCCUCGCUAUGUUCCUACCUGUUGCUGCAAAGGCGCCUUGCUGGUGUGUAUUCUAGCAGUUGUUUGUUUCUCAUCUGUAACACUGGUGCGCCAGUAUCUCAAAGACUUGCUUGUUUGGGUGGAGAGUUUGGACAGCCUUGUUGGAGCUUUGCUUUUCAUCGUGGGAUUGAUCGUUGUGUCCUUUCCCUGUGGAUGGGGAUACAUACUACUCAAUGUGGCUGCUGGCUAUUUGUACGGUUUUGUGUUGGGCAUGGGGCUGGUGAUAGUUGGGGUUUUGAUUGGGACUUUCAUUGCCCACGUUGUUUGCAAGCGAUUACUGACAGAGUGGGUUUUAAUCAAGAUUGAGAGCAGCGAGCAGCUGAAUGCUGUUAUCAGAGUGGUAGAAGGAGGAAGUGGACUUAAAGUGGUUGCCUUAGCAAGACUCACGCCAAUACCCUUUGGACUACAAAAUGCAGUGUUUUCAAUCACAGAUGUGCCCUUGCCAAACUAUCUUGUGGCUUCUUCAGUUGGACUUCUCCCAACCCAGCUCUUAAACUCCUAUCUGGGGACGACAUUGCGAACCAUGGAGGAUGUUAUUGCAGAACAAAGCGUCAGUGGAUAUUUUAUUUUUAGUUUCCAGAUAAUUAUAAGUAUAGGUCUGAUGUUUUAUGUUGUACAUCGGGCACAAGUUGAACUGAAUGCUGCUAUUGUAGCCUGCCAAAUGGAAUUGAAGACUUCAUAUAUCAAUGGCAAUACACCAAAUCUGAGCGGUUCAUCUUACUGCAGUAAAAGAACGUCAGCAUUGGGAGGAAUUAAUGUGGUUUAAAGUUCACGCAAAUUAUACAACUGGCUGCUUUGUAUCUAUAGUGACAUGUCUUUAUGAUAAUAAAACAGUAAUUAUUUGGUUUUGCAAGAAGUCUGUUAAACCGUGGUUAACUGCAGUAUAACAACCAGUUAUCUUUUCCAAUAGUACAUAUUAUAAAUGCAAACUUGUCUCUGCUUGGCUGAAAAUCCAGGAAUGAAUCAGUUUCCAAAUCGUCUGUCUGAACGAAGCACAGAUAUUUGAAAUGUAGUAAAAAGAUCAGGUUGAAACACACAGCUAUGGCUUCCCAGCCUACCUAAUAAUUUAAAUCUAGGUUGUUAAUGUGCUCUGUGAAGUUUGAAAAUUAAAAAAAAGUUUGCUUUCAUAUAAAUGAAGCCUGUGUGUUAUCUGCUGCUGUCUUGCAACUUUCUGAGUUCUUACUGCUAAACCUGCUGGUGAAAAAUGACAACAGCACUGACACAAUACAUACAUGUGAUUUUCACUUUAAAAUGACAUAAAUCACCUCGGCAGUCCUUUCCUUAUAGGUCAUAUCCCUUUGUCACAUGCCAUUAACUUAGUGGGCACGUUUUUCUGGGCGUGUUUCUUACUGAAAAUAAGAGGGUGGAGGGGACGACAACACUAAUGCUUUUAGCCAAAAGUUCUUGCAUACAGUUGCCACCUUUUUUUUUUUUUAAGCACAUUGUUAUUAAGGCUAUGCACAUGAUUUAAAAAUGUUGUUUUCCAUUUUGUUUCAGCCAUGACCCAACAAUACUGAGAGGGAGAUAUUGUAUCCUAAAUUUACAUUAGUAACUUGUCAUGUUGCUCUAAUUUAUAUUUGUAUUCAUGAUUGUUCAACCUAGUUAGCCUAACACUUGAAUGUACAAUGGGUAUUUGUUUUAUCAUUGCCCCAUUAUAUAUUGUUUUAUUACUUAAUGGUUACAUGCUUAUAAAAGCUGAAGUGCAGCUGUAUAUGAAACACACACUCAGUCAUAGUCUUGUUUUUCUAAGGCUUGAUGUUUGUGUAUCUAGUAAUAAAAUGAACCAAGUAUGAGAAAUGAUGGAGUUAUGUGCUACAAAGUCUUUUUUAUAUAGGUUGCGGUUGCUGGGAAUUCCUUUAGGAAAAUUAGAAUUUAUGUAGCCAUAUAGAAUUGCCAGAAGUACACUCUUCCAUUGGAAGCUGUUAUUGACUAUUAUACACUGGGUGCUUUAAGUAACGGAGUAGCUCAGUGCGAGACUUUUUCCACUCACUUGGAUCACUGAUGAAAUCUGUCUAGUGCUGUGAGCUGCUCAGAGGGAGCAGAACUGAGCAUGCCGUUAAGUUGGCUCUUUCACUUAGCUGCUCUGAGAGUCUCAGUUACUUAACUCGCCCACUGUUGCUGGACUGUUCUCUACAAUGUGAUUGUUCUGACAUGUCUUGGGCAUUGCUGCCCUUGCUGAUUCAGGGCUUUUAGGUUAGCAAUAGUAUUAACAUAUUUUUUUUUUUAAUCAAUAUACAUGAUGUAUAAGCACCUACACUCUCUAGGAUUAGUUAAAUGUAUACAGUUAACCUGCUCCUGCCUGUGUUAAAUGAACUCUAUGUAUUACAAAUGAUAUUCAUAUCAAGGCUGUGCUUAACACUUGCUGUUCUCAAGGUCUCUUGUCUGCUGUUCCUUCACUGCUGAGUAAGACCAAAUACACUUCCAAACCUCGCCUUGCCUAAAGCAAACAAAAGUUAGGCUUACUUUUUUAUUGUUCCCUCAAAGGGCAAAAACCUAUGCUCAGCCUAUGUUGAGAGUCCUAGCUAAUUGUCUGAAGUGGAUUUUUAUAAAGAUAUAUAUUUUUUUUGUAACAAACAGGAACAUUUUGCAGUGUGUAAAUUGAUAUUUAACGCUGUAUUAUGCUUGUUCAGUGUUAUAUGUUUGAAAAAAAGUUCUUAAAUGUAAAAUCCCUGUUUAUUCUAUUGUGGAAUGCAUCACAAUUGUUAGAAUAAAGUGAACAAAAAAAUCUAAGACAUUGGAUGGUCAGAGUCUAAUGUUUAAGCGAUACGACCAUUUGACUUUCAAAACACUUACAUUUCAGUCUUUGAAAGCUCACCAGUUUCUGUUUUUUGGUGAGAUUCAGCACAUCCCAGAUCAACUCCCACCUGAGGAAUGAGACCAAGGCCAAACAUACGGUACUGUCUAAGCUGUAAAAUGCCAUGUUCCCUGUGGCCCAGAAAUUUAAAACAAAGUGUUUGCUGGAAUUGAAAUUAAAAUCUCAUAAUUGGUUAGGUGUUACUGGAUCUGCAUUCUUACCCAGGGCUCAAAGUUGGCCAAAAUCCUUAUGGGCAUCUGGCUCCUAGCUUUUAAAAUUUGGUUGCCUUUUAAAAAAAAAAAAUAAUAAUAAUAAUAAUAAUAA